AUGGCGAACGAUAGCGAUAGGGAGGGUCAGACAGAUACGGGCAGGGCGCUGCGGGUGGUGUCGCUGCUGGGAGCGGCGAGCGAGGUGAUGGCGGCGCUAGGGCUGGCGCAUCUGCUGGUGGGCCGGUCGCACGAGUGCAAGUUCCCACCGUCGCUUCUCGCGCUGCCGUGCGUGUCGUCGCCCGCGCUGGGGCCGGAUCUCGAGCAGCAGAGCUGUGCGACGGUGCACGACAGGCUGUCGGAGCGCGUGCGCAAGGGCCUGUCGCGGUACCACGUGGACGUGGAGGCGAUUCGGCGGCUGCAGCCGGAUGUGAUUAUAACGCAGGAUGCGUGCGACGUGUGCGCCGUGACUGCAUCGGACCUCCAGGCGGCGUGCGCGGAGUACUUCGCGCAGCGCGACGACGCGGGGCGCGCGUGCCACGUGGUGUUGCUGCGACCAAUGAGCGCGUCCGACGUGUGGGACAACAUGCUGCAGAUCGCCGCGGCGGUCGGGCACAGCGACAAGGGCCGCGCGCUUGUGGAAAAUUUACAGGCGCGCUGGUCGCGCGUGCGCGCGCAGGUUCCGCGGGGCGCGGAGGGGGCGUGCGCGCGCCCGCGUGUGGUGUGCCUGCAGUGGGUGCGGCCGCUGAUGGGCGCGGGGUACUGGGUGCCCGAGAUCGUCGCGUGCGCUGGCGGGGAGAGCCUCUCGGGGAAGCCUGGGGAACGUACUGCAAUACUCUCCUUUGAGGCCCUUGUCUCUCUCGAUCCAGACGUAAUCAUCACCAUGUGCUGUGGCCUUUCAAAGGAGGCCAUUCUGAAGGAGCUCUUGACCUCUGAGGAUUUGCCGCAGUGGAACCGGUUGAGAGCGGUGCAGAGGGAUGCGGUGUUUGUGGCGGAUGGGGACCGCUACUUCAACAACUCAGGGCCCACCCUUGUUGACUCUGCUGAGAUCAUGCUGGAGAUGCUGCAUGCUCACCGCUUCCAACCACACAGAACCGCAUCGAACCACUCUGAUGGUGCGGUUGUUGUCGGUGCCCCUGCUGGUGGUGCUGGUGCGGAUGAUACUGCUCCCCUUCCCUCCUGCCCCUACAGCUCCAACUCCAAUGGCCUAGUGGGUCAAGAAGGAGAGAAGAUCCCGAUGAUUGAGGUCAAGUAUGAGGGGAAGGCGUACACACACCUGACAGGCGGGUGUGUGGAGGCUUGGCGCGCUUCUGUGGGAUGGCAGGACUAA
This is a messenger RNA of Closterium sp. Naga37s-1, 1209 nucleotides long. Lineage: Eukaryota; Viridiplantae; Streptophyta; Zygnematophyceae; Desmidiales; Closteriaceae. The record is from the annotation of a GenBank genome assembly.